AAGCUUUCCUAAUAUAUAAACCCCCAAAACCCUCUUUUUUUCAUUUCCCUCUCACUCGCUUUCUUCUUUCCCCUCUCUCUUGCCACACUCCACUGUCUGUCGCCGUCGCGCCUCUUGGAGACACCCCCAGUGAUCGGCGGAGCAGAAACCCUAGAAAGCGCCAAGCGACGACAGUGAAGUGAGGGAGACGACGAAGCAUAGUCUUUGAGAGGGGGGGAGAGAGAGAGAGAGGAUCGACGAUUCGCUCUCUCGCCUCAGUUCGACCAGCCACUCAGAAACUCAAGAGGUUUGCGAUUACCAGGUUCGUGAUUCAAAGAAGUAAUGGCGGUGCAGCAAGCCCCAACUGGGAUAGUCUCUCCAAGUGCUGAUGUUGUCAGCAAGGCAUUCGUCCAUCAAUACUACCUCAUUCUGCAUCAAUCGCCAGAGCAUGUUCAUCGGUUUUAUCAGGACAUCAGCAAACUUGGCCGUCCUGAAGAAAAUGGAAUCAUGGGGAUCACCACAACUAUGAAGGCAAUCAAUGAGAAGAUACUGUCGCUUGAUUAUGGUGAAUUCAAGGCUGAGAUAAGCACAGUUGAUGCACAGGAUUCUUACAAUGGUGGAGUUCUUGUUCUUGUCACUGGAUACUUGACUGGAAAAGAUAAUGUGAGGCGGAAAUUCACUCAGAGUUUCUUCCUAGCACCUCAAGAUAAAGGCUAUUUUGUUCUGAAUGACAUGUUCAGAUAUGUUGAGGAACCCCAGCUCUUGGAUGCAAACCCUGUUCCCGUUAGUGAUGUAGAAGCCCCUUUGCCUGUUGAAGAGGAUCCUACUCCAGAUCAGGAGGUUGAUAUUACUGAGCAAAGUCCGGCCCCUGUGGAGGAAGAAGACCACGCAGAAGUGUAUAAUCCUUCCGAAAAUGGAGAUGAUUCAGUAGUGGAGGUGGAAAUUUUGGCACCUGAGGUUAUUGAUGAAAGUCCUGUUGAUCCAGAGGUAGCUGCUGAGUCUGAUGCUAAAUAUGAAGACGUUCCAAAGAAGUCAUAUGCCUCAAUUGUAAAGGUAAUGAAGGAGGGUUCUGUUCAAGCAUCUGCGUUAACGCCUGCCUCUGUGAAGUCUGCUACGAGGGCUCAAGAAGAGCAGGUGACUGCUUCACCAUCUCCUGCCCCCACAGUUGAGAAUCAGCUUACCAAUUCAAAAGUGACUGAAAAUGAGAACAGGCAAGAGAGUGAAUCACCCGAUGGUCACUCCAUCUACUUGAAAGGACUACCGAUGAAUGUUACCUAUCUGCAAGUUGAGAGCGAGUUUACUAAGUUUGGACCUAUUAAACGUGGUGGUAUUCAGAUCAGGGCCCAGAAGGGAUUUUGUUUUGGCUUUGUUGAAUAUGAAGAACGGAGUGCUGCACAAAGUGCAAUAGAGGCUUCACCCAUUGCAAUUGGUGGACGUCAACUUGUUGUUGAGCCAAAGAAGUCCACUGCUCGAGUGAAUAGCCGGGAGCGGUUUCCAUCUGGAAGGCUAAGUGGAGUAUUCAGGAACGAUGGCCCAAGAGGACGUGGGAACUAUGGAGGGGGAAACAGAGGCUACAACAGGGGCGAGAUGAACAGGCCUGACUUCGGGAACAGAAAUGGCGGCAGAGGAGGGUACUCCCACCAUGGGGAUGGAGGAUACCACCGAGCAGAGCGUCCACAAAGAGGGUUUAAUGGUGGGGACCCACCCAAGAGCAUGGCUGCGCGAGUUCCUGCUGCUGCUUGAGCCCGAGGUACUGCAGAACUGAAUUAGUCUUGUCUCGUUGAUCUGAGUGCUAUUAUGGGUAAAUGGUGAUCUGGGAUCUUUUUCUUUUUUGGGGAUGGGGAUUAUUUUCCUUAGAAUUGGGUCGGUUUCAUUGUUGUGCAGGUGAAUAUUAGGUGGGAAAAGUUUACAUAUAUCAAGGUAGAGGUUCGGGUGGUCGGGAUUUUGGCGCCCUUUUUUUACUGUUGGUGUCUAGGUGAGGUGGGAGGUGGUAAAAGAGGACAUCUUUUGGCAAGAUACAGAGAUAGUUGGGGAUAGGCUAGAAGUGAUUGAGACAUCUUAGAUUUGAAUAGCUAAAAUGAUUUCCAAUUUAUAUCCCCCGUUUUAUUUGUUUC
Molecule: messenger RNA, 2093 nt
Organism: Punica granatum (pomegranate)
Lineage: Eukaryota; Viridiplantae; Streptophyta; Magnoliopsida; Myrtales; Lythraceae
Source: RefSeq, a predicted model, not a curated record